ACUUGUCCCCUUCUACUACUAACCGAUCUCUUCUUCUUAUUUCCACAUUUUGAUCUAGUCUCUCUCUAGCUCUCACUCUCUUUACUCUCCAUAUGUCUCCGAUAAGUCCUCCGGCCAGUGGGGUUGGGUUAGGCUAUGGCAUCGCCAUUGCCGUAAGCAUCUUGGUUCUCAUUUCCUUUAUAAUGCUGGCUUCAUACAUCUGCAUAAGGUCAAAAUCUACAGGAAGAGAUGAAGCUACGACGAGUGACGGAGUUCUUGAAUGGCCGUCGCCCGCGGCUGUGGUGAAACUCGGUCUAGACCGGCCAGUGAUAGAGUCAUAUCCAAGGAUAGUGUUGGGAGAUAGCCGGAGAUUACCGAGGCCCAACAACGGCCCAUGUUCGAUAUGUUUAUGUGAUUACGAGGCUAGGGAACCGGUUCGGUGUAUACCGGAAUGCAACCACUGCUUCCACACUGAUUGUGUUGAUGAGUGGCUCCGGACUAGUGCUACGUGUCCUCUUUGUAGGAACUCACCAGCUCCGUCUAGGCUAGCUACUCCAUUGUCCGAUUUGGUCCCACUUGCCUUUCAAAUCAGGUGAAGGGUUGGUUAAUAAUCACCUUUUUUUUUGUCUAGCUCCCUUUAUCACUUCAUGUUUUGAGAUUUGAUGAAAUUAAUUUAAAAUUUGUUGUUAUACUUAAAAGUUAAAAUUGAAUUUGAAAGCUCAAUAACAUU
Messenger RNA from Camelina sativa (false flax), 709 nucleotides. RefSeq names its product putative RING-H2 finger protein ATL69. Gene Ontology annotation, biological process: protein ubiquitination. NCBI's taxonomy places the organism in Eukaryota, Viridiplantae, Streptophyta, Magnoliopsida, Brassicales, Brassicaceae. The record is from RefSeq and is a predicted model, not a curated record. Gene Ontology annotation, molecular function: transferase activity.